GGUGAUUGGCUGCUGCGAUCCGCUAGUUGAGCGGGUGUGGAGGUUCUUUAUAAUAAAACUACAGUCGCUGCUUGUCAGCUUUUAAAAAACCGAUCUGAACCCAAGACACACAGCAGCUUGGCGGCUUUUUAUUUCUCUGUUCCAGCAUGUCAUCAGACAUUAACACAGACUUGGAGCUAGAACUGGGCGAGCUGCUUCAGGAGUUCCAGGAUGUGGUGGAGGAGCUGAAGGCCCCCUCGCAGAGCAAACCACACGCUUACCAACGUGUCCUGCAAGAGGCCAAAAGUCGCACGGGGCAGGGGGACGACAGUGGAGUCGAGGACUCUGAUUACAGCAGUGAAGCUUCUUUGGGGAACAGUUUGAACACCAGCGAGGAGGAGCUUCACACAGCAGGCAUAACGCUGGCACCGAAAGCCAAACUGGGAGACACAAGGGAACUUGAAAGUUUUAUCGACAUGUUGGACCGAGAACUUGCUGAGAUGUGAAGAUGGAGAGAAAGCAAGCCAUGUAGAGGGAGGGGGUGGGUGGUGGUAAAACAGGCCAGGGGCGACAUGGCUGGCUAUUGCCGAGCAGACAAGGCAGAUCUACACCAGAGCAGAUCUGAGGGAGCAAACGCUCCCCUGGCUGCUCCAGGGGAAAAGGUUAACAUCAGAAAUUAAAAGGGCACUCCAUUCCAAAAUGCAAGAACACCCUCAGACCCCUGGCAACGCUGCGUCCAGACGAUGUCCCUGCAGCAUCAGAUCCAGGAUGUGCGACAUAUUCUCAAAACUAGACAAAGCUUCCAUCUGUCCGGGCAUAUGAGAAAACGCUGUCUAGAGUAUAGAAAUCAUGCUCGUGCCAUAUUUGAAAAUCCCAUGAGUACUGUGCCAGUAAAGGGCCCUAAAUCCUUAGUGCUACUUUUUUGUUUUUUUAAAGGAUGCUGAUCUUUAUCUAGUUCAAAAUUACAGAUGGCACUUUAAUUUUAAACUAAUUUCAUGUCCAAUGGGUUUAGAUCUGCUGUGUAACAUCAAAUGUCAUUUUAUGCUGACGAUUCCAGUGUACAGUUCUUGUGAAUAUUCAUUUAAAUAUAAAUUGUUGUACAGAUUAAUGCACAUAUAAAUAAAGGUAAAUUUUGAUUUUA
Lates calcarifer (barramundi perch) is the source of this 1120-nucleotide messenger RNA. Its product is annotated as regulator of cell cycle RGCC-like. The transcript is spliced from 5 exons. Gene Ontology annotation, biological process: regulation of cell cycle. The coding region runs from base 147 to 485 and encodes 112 amino acids. Lineage: Eukaryota; Metazoa; Chordata; Actinopteri; Centropomidae. The record is from RefSeq and is a predicted model, not a curated record.